AUGAGCAAUAAAAAAAGAGGAAAAAAUUUAGUGUAUGACUAUGAAGAUGAUUUUGAGGACUACGAUAAUUAUGAUGAAGAACAUUACAAUGAAUUUUCAUGUGAAGAAAAAUGUAACGUCGUUAGAACAAAAAAGAAUGUAACAAUUAAAAAGGUAGAAAAAAAGGAAAAAGUAAAUCUCAAAAAAGAACAAGUUAAGAUAACUUUAAAAAAAAGUGAAGACAAAAAAUAUAUUAUGCUAAACACCAUAAAUAUUCUGGUAUUAGGGCAUAUUGAUGCAGGAAAAUCAACACUAAUAGGUGCGUUGUUAUAUAAUUUAAAUUAUGUUCUUGAACAAACAAUAAAAAAAUAUGAAAACGUGCGGGAGAGCGCGAAAUUUACGUACAUAUUAGAUGAAGAAGAAGAUGAAAGAGAAAGAAAUAUAACCCUUUUUAAUAAAAAAAAAGAAUUCUUUAUAUAUUACACUAAAGAUGAUAUAAUACAUGCUUACCACCUUUUACUAAAUAAGGAAAACAAAGGUGAAAAUUGGAGCAACGCGAACGAGAAAAAUAGUAACAAAAAAGUUAACAAAAAUGAAAAUAUAGAGGAAAAUGAAUAUAUUUAUAUGGAUAAGCAAAUAUUUGAAGAUUUUUAUAAAAGAAAAAUUAUUCAUAAUGACAUUGUAUGUUUUAGAAAAAUUAAUAUUUUUGAUACACCAGGACAUAACGAAUUAAUACAUAAUUUACACAGUUGUAGUUUUUUUGCCGACUGCGCGAUUUUAGUAGUUGACGCAAAUAAUAUUUAUAAUAAAAAAAAUGAUGAGACGUAUAGAAAUGUUUCUAUACUCAAAUCAGUGGGAAUCUCAAAUGUUAUUGUCGCAAUUAAUAAAAUAGAUUUAUUUGACUAUAAUGUAAAUGUUUUUGAAGAUAUAUGCACAACUAUACUGUCCUUUUUCGAAUGCAAAAAAAAUGACAGCAUCUAUGAAUUCGUUCUUGACAACAACUUUUAUAUGCAUAAGGAAUAUUCCGCAGGGUUGACAAGUAAAAGGAGCAGCAGACGUAGUAGUAGCAACGCCAAAAGCGGCUACAACAACGCAUGCGAUUUAGUUACGAAAAAUAUAAUAUUCACUCCUCUUUCAGCAUACAAUAACAAAAAUAUAGUAAAAUUUGAAAAAGGAGAUAUACCUUUGUUCAACCAUAAUUUUAGCUUAUAUGAUGAAAUUAAAUACAUUAAUUUAAAAAAAGAUCUAUUUAUUUUCAAGUUAUGUGAGGAACUUUUAUAUAACAAAAAAAAUGUUUUAACCUCUUACUAUAAUUUUAUUAUUAAUAAUAACUUGUUUUCAAAUAACACUUUUUAUAAUUCUGGUAAUGAGGGUGGUGGUGGCAUGUUAACAUCAAUUGAGAAAUCCUUAACUGAAAAUUAUAACAAUGCUUUUGUUGGAGUUAUUCACGAUUUUACAGAAUCAAAUAAUAUGAUAAACGCAAGUAUUAAAGUAUUAGGUGGGUUUUUAAAAACCAAAAAUAAUUAUACUAUACUACCGUUUAAGGAAAAAAUUACUAUAAAAAAAAUUGAAAAAAAUAUGUGCUUUUAUAAAUAUAUAAAUAUAGAUAAUUUAUGUGACUUCUUAGCACAUGCAAAAGAUCUUAACUUGACUGAAAAACUCUUAUUAGAAUUAUCUAAUUCUGUUUUGUCAGCUAACGAAAUAGAAAAGAAAAAUGUUAACGCGCAUGACAAUAAGAACUGCACAAAUUUAGAACCUGAACAUAAUUUAAAGCAAAAUGAUUUAACUGAUUUAAAAAACUUUAUUAAUAUUUUACCCGAGCUUGUAAAAAAUUGUUCGCAUAAUGAAAAUAUGAAUAAUAUAACCAAUGACAUUAUAGAUAACGUUUUUCUUAAAAUUCAUGAUAACAAAAUAAACUACGGUUGCGUUGUAGUAAAUACUACAACAAAUAAUAAUGAAAACUAUUCUUCAUGUAUUAUGAAUACUAUUUUUACUUGCAACAAAAUGAAAGCAUUAAUAAAAAUGAAUGAUAUACGUAUUCCACUAAUAAUAGGACGACAAUAUCUCCUGUACUCUUUAACUUUUUCACAUAGUAUAACAAUUAGAAAUGUUUAUUAUGUUUAUAAAAAUAAAAAUUCCUCAAUAAAUUCUGAAGAUACACAAAAUAAUAAUUUAGUUUUUGACUGUGAUAACAAAUGCUUAGCAGAUAUUUGUAACACGAAAAAUUAUGUUAAAAAAAAUAAUACAUUUUACGAACGGAUUGAAAAUAAAAAGUGCCUACGUAGCCAUGAUACAGGUAUUAUCGAAAUAGAAGUUAACAGUAACAGUGAUAAUAAUAAUAGUAAUAACAAAAAUAAUAACUGUUUGAUGUCCACACAAUUCUUCAGAACUGAAUUAAAUUAUUUUAUUUCUUUUGAUAAUAAUCCUUUUUUCAAUAUUUAUGAUUUCCUCUCUUUUAGCAUUUCUCCCUUAUCUCGUUUCAUUUUAUCUGAAGAAAAUAAAAUUGUUGCUAGUGGUUUAAUAUUAAAUCCGGACUGA
Messenger RNA from Plasmodium malariae, 2517 nucleotides. Its product is annotated as elongation factor Tu, putative. Gene Ontology annotation, biological process: translation. Gene Ontology annotation, molecular function: GTPase activity; GTP binding. The transcript has a single exon. The record is from RefSeq and is a predicted model, not a curated record. Lineage: Eukaryota; Apicomplexa; Aconoidasida; Haemosporida; Plasmodiidae. Bases 1 to 2517 code for a protein of 838 amino acids.